Messenger RNA from Lactuca virosa, 575 nucleotides. The record is from the annotation of a GenBank genome assembly. Lineage: Eukaryota; Viridiplantae; Streptophyta; Magnoliopsida; Asterales; Asteraceae.
AUGAUUGGAUUAGUGCUCUACACACGGCUUCUUCUUUUCUACCCUGCUUCCUUUUUUGGCGUUGCAGUUUACUACGUAUCCAACACCCAUCCGCAAUUUAUGUAUGUUAAUAUGCGCAUGGACAGAUUUGCCACGAUAGACAUCGACAGUUGGACCUAUGAGACGAGACCUCAGUCAGAUCUUGCCAGGUCCUACAGUAGCGGGGGUCAACCACCUUCCAUCGGAGAUGUGAGGCAAAUGGUCGUUUCUGAACCCUCCGGCAGUAAUCAGAUGUCCAGCGAUGGACAACCACCGUCGGUCAACGACAUAUGUAGACGAGAACCAUCUCAAAGUGAGCCGUCGUGCACCCGCUAUGAGUAUGAGGGUUCUGAUGCACAUGAAGUUCAGCAGCCUGGCAUUUGGGAAACAGGUGUUGAGAAGAAACACAAUAUAAAUCCGGAGCUAUGGCGUGCCUGCGCCGGACCUCUGGUCAAUUUACCAGCGGCUGGGACCCACGUCGUCUAUUUCCCACAAGGCCACAGCGAACAGGUUUCAGUUUCAUUUUCGCUUUCCUAAACUUCUGCUAUCUUGCGCCU